Ilex paraguariensis (yerba mate) is the source of this 795-nucleotide messenger RNA. The record is from the annotation of a GenBank genome assembly. Lineage: Eukaryota; Viridiplantae; Streptophyta; Magnoliopsida; Aquifoliales; Aquifoliaceae.
AUGGAUUCUUUCAGUAAUGCUCGUCGUGAUUCGUCUUCUCCUUUCGACUGCAUCAUCUUUGAUUUAGAUGAAACUCUAUACUCCUCCAAGAUAGGGAUUGGCGAAGCAACCAAAAGAAACAUUGAUGAUUUUCUUGUCCAGAAAUGUGGAUUUCCAGAGACAAAAGCUUCAACGCUGCGUAUCGAGCUCUUUAAAACUUACGGAAGCUCUCUCGCUGGUUUACGAGCAUUGGGAUAUGAUAUUGACGCUGACGAUUACCACGGUUUCGUGCACGGAAGGUUGCCGUACGAUUUGAUCAACCCAGACGCCAAACUACAAAACCUUUUGCGCAGUAUCAAUCAACGAAAAAUCAUUUUUACGAAUUCAGAUAGAAUUCAUGCGACGAAGGUGUUGGAUCGUCUUGGAAUCAGAGAUUGUUUUGAAGAGAUCAUAUGCUUUGAAACUAUGAACUCUAACCUCUCCAAAUCGACUCGUCCCGAUGAAUUUCCCGUUGUUCUCAAACCUUCAGUUGACGCCAUGAAGACAGCUCUUGACGUCGCUGUAGUCGAUCCUCGUCGUACGUUAUUUCUUGAUGACAGUGUCCGGAACGUUGCCGCUGGCAAAGCCGUGGGGCUUCGAACUGUUUUGGUUGGAAAAACUGUGAAGAGCAAGGAGGCCGAUUAUGCGUUGGAAACAGUCCAUAAUUUGGUUCAAGUAAUUCCAGAAAUAUGGUUUGGCGGAGAAGAUGAGAAGACACUCAGCCGGACCAGAAGCGAAAUCGACUCUCUUGUCACAAUCACCACGGUUGGGGCUUAA